CUAUUUCCUGAUUCACCGCCUAUAUCUUCACAUGCCAUUAUAUUUUAUUCUUUUUCUUGUUUAAAUUUAAAUUCAAUUUCAUUCCAAUCCUUUGAAAGCAAUGAGCUACCGUCAUGAACAUUAUCCUCCACCCCCAGGGUAUGGGCCACCGCCUCCUCCGGACCCGCGUCUCUUUGGCCCACCGCCACCACCGCCACCUGUCCAUCUCCACCAUCAACGCCCUCCGCCGCCGCCACGUCCUAUGGGGUACCAAGGUUACUUCAACCGGCCGCAACCACCGCCACCUUUUUACAACAACGACCCUUAUUAUGAUUCCGGCUGUUCUUCGCUGCUAACGGCGUGUUUGGCAAGUCUUUGUUGCUGCUGUCUCUUGAACCGCUGAGUAGUGGAUGAAGCCAUUUAAAGUGUCAAUAAUGUUACAUUUGUGUUGCUGUAAAAAUAAGCAAAAUAGUUGCAUUGUUCUAUUUCCAGAGGUAACAUCAAAAUCAUGUACUUUAUGUAUAUCAGAAUUUUGAUGGUCAUCCAUCUUACAAUAAUA
Molecule: messenger RNA, 538 nt
Organism: Helianthus annuus (common sunflower)
Lineage: Eukaryota; Viridiplantae; Streptophyta; Magnoliopsida; Asterales; Asteraceae
Product: cysteine-rich and transmembrane domain-containing protein 1
Exons: 3
Coding region: 101-382 (93 amino acids)
Source: RefSeq, a predicted model, not a curated record